CGGGAACUUUCCUUUCAUUGGCUACUUUCCACACCGUAAGCCUGCCCGCCAUUACACAACAUUGGGAUUGGGCAGCUCCUCCGCGGUCCAACCAAACGGCUUUCCUCCACCACUGACUCACUGACCGAACCCAACUCAGUCCUCUAUUCGUCAACGCGCUCUUCACUUCCUUGUCGGCUCUCUCUUUCUCUCUCUUCUCUUCCCCUGCCCGUAAAAAGCGCGGUGGACCAGUUCUCUCUUGAGUCCAAAAUCUUCGUCGGUUCUCGUCAUCCUCCGCUUUUUGAACUCCCCUGCAGUCAAAUUUCUUCAACUCACUCCGUAAUCGAUCAAUUCUGUUUACCAUAAUUGUCGUCAGUAUAUAUUCCUCCAUAUCCUCCCUACUGUGUGACUGCGUGUGUUUUGUUAAUGGUGUGGGAAUUGGAAUCAGUGCCCCUAUAUUAAAUAGGCAUUGUUAGUGUGAGAGUUAAUUUGAGUUUGGUGCUUUGCUUGAAAGAGACGUUGUAGUCAGCGAAAUUGGAUAAACCGUGAGUAGUUCUGUUUUGCACAGAGGAUGUGGAGGAUUGUAGCUCGAUCUGCCGCAAUGUCGGGCCUCCGCGGAUCGCGGAGGAUGGCGUCGACGGCGAUGUCUGGUCCUUGUAUCAUUCGCAAGCGCGGUGCUGAUAUUCUCCACGAUCCGUGGUUUAAUAAGGAUACUGGAUUCCCAGUAACUGAAAGAGAUCGCCUUGGGCUUCGUGGUCUUCUCCCUCCUCGUGUAAUAUCAUUCGAGCAGCAGUAUACUCGUUUCAUGGAAUCAUAUCGAUCUCUGGAAAAGAAUACGCAGGGUCAAAAGGAGGAUUUUGUAGCUCUGUCAAAGUGGAGGAUUCUAAAUAGGCUGCAUGACAGAAAUGAGACAUUAUACUACCGUGUUCUCAUCAAUAAUAUCAAAGACUUUGCUCCAAUAAUAUAUACACCCACAGUGGGAUUGGUUUGUCAAAACUAUUCCGGUUUAUUUAGACGUCCACGUGGAAUGUACUUUAGUGCCAAGGAUAAGGGAGAAAUGAUGUCUAUGAUCUAUAAUUGGCCUGCUAGCCAGGUUGACAUGAUUGUUCUGACUGAUGGCAGUCGCAUACUUGGGCUUGGUGAUCUUGGAGUUCAGGGAAUUGGUAUACCAAUUGGAAAGCUUGAUAUGUACGUGGCAGCUGCAGGGAUCAAUCCACAGCGUAUACUCCCAGUUAUGCUUGAUGUGGGUACCAACAAUAAGAGGCUCCUCGAAGAUCGACUAUAUUUAGGUUUGCGUCAACCAAGGUUGGAAGGAGAAGAAUAUUUAUCGAUAGUUGAUGAAUUCAUGGAAGCUGUCCAUGCUCGUUGGCCUAAGGCUAUUGUGCAGUUUGAGGACUUCCAAAUGAAGUGGGCAUUUGAAACAUUGCAACGCUAUCGGAACAGAUUUUGCAUGUUUAAUGAUGACAUACAGGGGACAGCAGGUGUUGCACUGGCUGGGCUACUUGGAACUGUUAGAUCACAAGGUCGACCGUUAACCGAUUUCGCGAAUCAAAAGAUAGUUGUUGUUGGAGCUGGAAGUGCGGGGCUCGGUGUUCUUAACAUGGCAUUACAGGCUGUUUCAAGGAUGGCUGGGCCAGUAGCAAACCCUCACUUUUUCCUGCUAGAUAAAGAUGGACUAAUUACUAAAGAUAGGGAUGUCAUUGAUCCAUCUGCUGCUCCAUUUGCUAAAGCACAUCAAGAGCUUGAGGAAUUCGGUCUUAGAGAGGGUGCGAGUCUCACUGAAGUGGUGAAAAAAGUCAAACCUCAUGUGCUUCUUGGUUUGUCUGGUUGUGGAGGCAUCUUUAAUGAAGAGGUGCUCACAGCAAUGAAGGAGUCAGACUCCAUUAAGCCUGCUAUUUUUGCAAUGUCAAAUCCCACAAAGAAUGCUGAAUGCACUGCAAAGGAUGCUUUCCAGUUUGCCGGUGAAAAUAUCGUUUUCGGAAGUGGCAGCCCAUUCGAAAAUGUUGAUCUUGGUGACGGAAAAGUUGGUCAUGUGAAUCAAGCAAAUAAUAUGUACCUCUUCCCUGGGAUUGGUUUGGGAGCUCUUGUAUCUGGAGCUCGCAUUAUUACUGAUGGAAUGUUGCAAGCUGCAGCAGAAUGCCUUGCUUCAUAUAUGACAGAUGAAGAAAUUCAGAGAGGAGUUUUGUAUCCAUCCAUUGAUUGUAUUCGGGAUAUAACAGCAGAGGUUGGAGCAGCAGUUCUCCGAGCAGCUGUUGUUGAAGAGGUAGCUGAAGGAUAUCAUGAUGUGGGACCUAAAGAACUUUCAAACAUGUCCAGAGAGGAGACGGUGCUACACGUUAAGAGAAACAUGUGGUAUCCUGUUUACAGUCCUCUAGUCCAUGAAAAAUGA
Messenger RNA from Oldenlandia corymbosa var. corymbosa, 2368 nucleotides. NCBI's taxonomy places the organism in Eukaryota, Viridiplantae, Streptophyta, Magnoliopsida, Gentianales, Rubiaceae. The record is from the annotation of a GenBank genome assembly.